Lactuca saligna is the source of this 1111-nucleotide messenger RNA. Lineage: Eukaryota; Viridiplantae; Streptophyta; Magnoliopsida; Asterales; Asteraceae. The record is from the annotation of a GenBank genome assembly.
AUGGUUUCUUGGUGGUGUAACAGUAGUGUUGGAAGGUCAGAUGAUGUGAUAAGAGUUGUGCUGCCGGUUAUUGCUGCAGAUUGCGAUGGUAGAAGGAGGGUGAAACAAGACUUGAUGGUGGCAGAAAAAUGGGUGGUCGGAGGUGAUGAUGGUUCCGGUAAUCUCGGUGAAACCGGUGGUUGUUUAGUGGCUGCUGCAAAGGUUCUUCGCGUGUCAAAAUUUUCUAAUGUCCCGCCUGAUCUAAUUUCCCUCCCAUCCUGUGGAAAAUAUGAGAUUGAGAAAUCCCUUCCUUCAUCCCACUUUCCAAAUGGUAGACGAAAUCGGCCAUGCCGGAAUUGUUGUCGCUGCCGGAGUCGACCGCCGCCAACGACAUCGUCCUAUUCCCGUUACUCUUCUCCGCCAUCUCGCCCUACUCCCGAUUUCUCUGAUCUCCCUCCACCCUAUUUGGAUUCCACUGUGGUUUCCAGAAUCGAUCAACGCCAUCCCCACUGCUUUCGACUCCUCUUCACCAUAUCUCAUGUCGCUCCUUUGCCUUUUUCUACUCUCUCAUCGUACAUCGCCAUCAUCGAUUCAGAUUCCACCACCGGUCUAUUUCAACGCCACUGCUCCACCAAAUCUAAACCUCAUUGGAAACCCUUAUCGGUUCACCUCAUCACCGCCGCCACCGAUUUAGGAAGACGAAGCUCGCUGGAAACCCUCACCAUCGUUGUCAACCGUGCGGGUUACACGGUCAUCCACCAUCAUCAUCCAGGAUCCGUAUCCGAUCACCCACCGCUGUCAGCCACCAUUGUUAAUCUACCGUCGUCAAUCAGCCGCCAUCCUCAGCUUUGCUUUUGUAAGGAAAGCAUAAUGCUUUUGGAAGUUGGAACUUGGAAGAUAUAUUCAUGGGACACAUUCUUGCUUCUUGUUGGCUUGUUGCUUUUAGGUAAAUGAGUUGUGACAACAAGUGUCAAACAGGCAACAUGCCAUGGAAUAAAUGUAAAGUCAAGUGUAUUUGCAAAUGGAACAAAAGUGAAAUGAAAUGGAAUUGCAAAUGCAACUACAAUUGGCGGGCUUUUAUGAGAAAAUUCAACCCGUCCGGUAGUCCACUAAGUAAUUCUUAGUUAUUGUU